AUGAGAUUCUCAAAGAAGCAUCAAUCCAAAUGGACAAAUAUUCAGUGGCCAAGAAAUGGAAAUGGGAUUCCCAAAGAAGCAUCAAUCCAAAUGGACAAAUAUUUAGAGGCCAAGAAAUGGGUGAUAGCCGGAAUCGCAAUUAGGGCUCCUUUAAAGCCCAUUUCUACAAAGCCCUCCCUGCCAUGCCCGCCGCAGCCGAGGAAGCGCCUCCCCGCCUCCACCUAUCACUUCAACGGAGGGAGAGAGUUCUUCAAUCCACCCGACCUGGAAUCCAUAUUCAUUUGCCACGCUGGCAGAGCCAAUUAA
Salvia splendens (bonfire salvia) is the source of this 306-nucleotide messenger RNA. RefSeq names its product cyclin-dependent protein kinase inhibitor SMR6-like. NCBI's taxonomy places the organism in Eukaryota, Viridiplantae, Streptophyta, Magnoliopsida, Lamiales, Lamiaceae. The coding region runs from base 1 to 306 and encodes 101 amino acids. The record is from RefSeq and is a predicted model, not a curated record. The transcript is spliced from 3 exons.